AAAAUAGCUCAUUACACGCUCGAGCCCUAAAUCAGAUCAUUGAGUGCAGCGGUUCCCGCUUCUUAGAGUAGUAGUCUUCGCAUUUGCUUCUAAGCCCUAGCUUCCGUCUUACUUAGCCAGAAUGAAGCUCGUCAGGUUUUUGAUGAAGCUGAACAAUGAGACCGUUUCGAUUGAGCUUAAGAACGGAACCAUUGUUCACGGAACCAUCACAGGUGUGGAUAUCAGUAUGAACACACAUUUGAAAACAGUGAAACUUACGCUGAAGGGGAAAAAUCCAGUAACUUUGGACCACCUUAGUGUGAGGGGUAACAACAUUCGUUAUUAUAUUCUUCCUGACAGUUUGAAUCUUGAAACAUUGCUGGUUGAAGAGACGCCUAGGGUCAAGCCCAAGAAGCCAACUGCCGGGAGGCCUGUUGGGGGACGUGGUCGGGGCCGUGGACGUGGUCGCGGACGUGCUCGUGGUGGCCGUUAAAUAUGUUGCACCAAUUCCAAUUUUUUGCAGCACCUGGUUAUGUAAACAUCUAAGUUGUAGUAGAGUAUGUUGGUGAUCUCAAGGACAAAAAAAGAGUUGUAUUGUUAUCUAAUUUUCUAUUUCACUUAUUACCCAGGGAAGUUUGAUUGUGAAUUCUGAGUUUCACUCCGGUGUUUUGAU
Pistacia vera is the source of this 652-nucleotide messenger RNA. Its product is annotated as small nuclear ribonucleoprotein SmD1b. Bases 122 to 472 code for a protein of 116 amino acids. Gene Ontology annotation, molecular function: RNA binding. Gene Ontology annotation, cellular component: U2 snRNP; precatalytic spliceosome; SMN-Sm protein complex. The transcript is spliced from 4 exons. The record is from RefSeq and is a predicted model, not a curated record. Lineage: Eukaryota; Viridiplantae; Streptophyta; Magnoliopsida; Sapindales; Anacardiaceae. Gene Ontology annotation, biological process: spliceosomal snRNP assembly; RNA processing.